Drosophila willistoni is the source of this 1523-nucleotide messenger RNA. RefSeq names its product protein N-terminal asparagine amidohydrolase (gene Ntan1). The coding region runs from base 222 to 1154 and encodes 310 amino acids. NCBI's taxonomy places the organism in Eukaryota, Metazoa, Arthropoda, Insecta, Diptera, Drosophilidae. Gene Ontology annotation, cellular component: nucleus. The record is from RefSeq and is a predicted model, not a curated record. Gene Ontology annotation, molecular function: protein-N-terminal asparagine amidohydrolase activity. The transcript has 7 exons. Gene Ontology annotation, biological process: ubiquitin-dependent protein catabolic process.
UUAGUGAAAAAUUGUGAGAAUUUAGUGUAAAAAUUUCCCAAAAAAUAACAAAGGAGAGACUGCGAGCGAGAGAGUGACCAAAGUGCAUUUCGGAGAUCGGAAUCGGAAUCUUUUAAUUUCAUAUAUAUUCGUGCUACUUGUCUUUAAGGCAACAAAUUGAAAUUGAAACUCAAGUCGUCGUCGCCGUCGUCGUCGCCAACUAGAAGGCCAAGGAAGGGAGAAUGGUGCUCGUAUUGAAUGGUGUUCUGCAGGAUGACUGCCCCAUGGACACCAACAGUUUGUUUCUACAGCAUCCCGUGUAUAGAGAUUAUGCCCAGCAAUUGCAUUCCAUACAGGCCAAAUCUGUGGGUCCAGUUGGUUUGUUAUAUGUGGGUCAAAGGGAAUUGGCGGCUGCUGCCCCGCACGAUAAGAAUAUCAACAUCAUUGGUGCCGACGAUGCCACCACCUGUAUUAUAGUUGUUGUAAGGCAUUCGGGCUCUGGCGCUGUGGCUUUGGCCCAUUUCGAUGGCAGUGGCGUGGAUGAGGCUGUAUGCACCAUGGUCUCACGUGUACAGGAACUGGCAUUGGGCUAUCCAGAGGGACGCAUCGAGUUGCAGUUGAUUGGUGGCUAUCGGGAUUCGCAGGGUUACGGCGAGGAUGUAUUUUUCAGCAUUAUGCAAUCAUUCCACAAGCAUCAUCUGGAAAUUGAUCUGACUCAGGCCUGUGUGGGUGAACUGAAUACCAUGUUGCGUGGUGAGAUCAACUGCCCAAUUAUUUAUGGCGUUGGUGUUAAUAUCAAGACUGGUGAGAUUUUUCCGGCCACUUUUCCGGACAGAGGACCCGAUCGGGAGUUACGUGAUGCACGCAUUUUUAUGGGUGCUCAGUCGGUUUUGGAUGUCUAUGACUCAACAGUGGGAAUGCUGCGUAUUGGUCCAUUUAAUUAUGAUCCCUUGAGAGGAGCAGAUUUAUGGCUAUCCCAGACAGAUGAGUUUCUGCUACAACAUUUGUCCUCCAGUCCCGAUGUAGAGCCACCACACUUUGCACUCCAUACGCGUGCCACGAUAAGAUUUAUACAGGAGAACCAGUUCCCCGCUGUAACCGUCUUCAGGGACAAUCGACCGCGCUACUUUAGACGUGACGAGGCCACGGGCUGCUGGGUUUUGAUUCAAGAUUGAGUUCGGCUCUACAGAACAACCAUUUUGGAAUGCGCCUUAUAAAUGGAUCUGAAAGAUAAAUGAAAAAAAAAACAACUUAUUAACGAUAUGAUUAAAAACGUUGAUUAACUAUGUAUAUGCAUAUGCAUAUAUGUAUAUACAAAUAACAAUAAAAAAAAAUUUAAAACUAUUAUAUAUACAGAGAUUCUUAGCAAAAUAUAUACACAUAAAUCUCUAACCUACAUACGUGUAAACGAAAUGAACAAUUUUAAAAUGCAAUCAUUUUUAGCUAUAACUGUAAUUGUAAAACUUGUGUAAUCAAAAUGUAAGAGAUUCAAAUGGCUUGGCUAUACAUAACAUACCAUAAAAACAAAUUAAUGAAAUUGAAAA